AUGUGGCACUUCUCUGACCAGCAGACUCAAGUUCUAACGCUCCAACUGGCUGAAAUACCAGUACCCGGUGAAGAGACACAACUGUACCCUCUGGAUGGUGGGAUGGGUGGAAUCAGUGUGGUUGAAGAGGCGGCUGAUCGAGUCUUCAUGGCAGCGCGUCUUUUUGUUCGCGUUUUCAACCAGCGGGGCGCUUCACUCCAGCAGCGCAUCCUGGAACUCCUUGCCUUGGCCGACGCCGCAGACAACUUCCAUAAAAAAACGGUCACAGCUAGCAUGGGCGGGGGGUUGGCGAGCGUCGCAGGGUCUGUCACCACCAUCACCGGUCUCAUUCUGGCCCCCUUCACAGCGGGAACGUCGCUCAUCGUCACAGCCGUGGGCAUCGGCAUAGCUACAGCCGGCGGUGUGACGAGCGCGUCGGCCAACAUCACCGACACGGUCCACUCAAAGACGGAUCGUAACAAGGUGGAGAAGAUGAUUCAUGACUACCAGGAAGAGAUCAGGGAUAUCAGGGAGUGCCUAGAGUUCUUACAGGAAGGGAUGGAGACGCUUCAAGACUGGAACUUUGAGAAGUACGCUGAAAGCAUCUCACAGAAGCACCUAAACCAAAACGUCAAACACGUAAUGAAAGAGGGUGGUCGAGCCGGCAAGGCUUUAGUGAUCAACACGGAGAGUCUGAUUAGCACCGUCCAGGUCUUGGGCGUUGCUGGUGGUGCUGCUAAAGCUGCACAGGUAAUGAGCAUCACUACUGGAGUUAUGGCCGGCCUCUUCCUGGCUCUCGAUGUGUUUUUCCUGGCGAAGGAUUCUAUGGAGCUGAAAAAGGGAGCCAAGACUGAGUUUGCUGCUAAGAUCCGUGAGGUUUGUAAGGACCUGCAGGAUGGACUGCUGGAGCUGAACAGAAUCAAGGAACAGCUGCAAAAAACCAUGGACGGGAUAGAAGUGGAGGUUGAGGAGGGCGAAGAUGACGAGCUGUUGAAGGCGAAUUUGAAGAGACUUGUUGAGCUUGGGGAGUGA
Molecule: messenger RNA, 1011 nt
Organism: Nematolebias whitei (Rio pearlfish)
Lineage: Eukaryota; Metazoa; Chordata; Actinopteri; Cyprinodontiformes; Rivulidae
Product: apolipoprotein L6-like
Exons: 4
Coding region: 1-1011 (336 amino acids)
Biological process (GO): lipoprotein metabolic process; lipid transport
Cellular component (GO): membrane; extracellular region
Molecular function (GO): lipid binding
Source: RefSeq, a predicted model, not a curated record